CGACAAGUUAGCGUGUGAGAUCCCCCGCCGACGGGGAAACGCGGGCUGCGAAACGAAACGUGAACAUAUUUCGCUGUCAUGUUCUACGAUUAUAAAAACCCGGUUUUUCGAAUUCUUUCAAUAUCUUGUCGUGCUCUGACUCCAUUACUUGCCACUGACUUCUUCCAUUCUCCCCGGAUUCCGGAUAGUCGGCUGGAUACAUCACAUCCACACACUGCAGGGUUCAGAUGGGUAUCUCCCUCUCCGUGGUUUAAAACUACGGCGGCUUCUGGUUCCCACUGCCAUGUAUUCCAGAGAAACUCUAAUAGGUUGCAUCAAUCAACGACUCGAUCGGAUUUCUUCCAAGAGGAAACUAGACGAUUAUGGGCCCUGUGACGACGAUUUCUCUGAUUUAGUAGUAUCGGCGAGGAUGAAGAAAGAUGAAAUCAAUGCCGUUUAUUCGUCUGGAGUGGAGGAAAGCAGAUUAAGUCAUAGCCUCAAGGGGAACGAUGAUUACGGUGAUGCUAGAAAUGGGGUUUACCAUUCUCUGUCGGAGCCUUGCAGUAGUAGUUCGAGUGUGGGAGAAAUGGAAGGCUCGUCUUCGAGGUUGCAUUUUUUCGUCAGGAUGAUUUCGGGGGGAAAUACAAUUGUCAUACAUGCGAAUUCGGAGGACUCUGUCGAAUCUGUCCAUGAACAAAUUAGAAAAAUGACUGGGAUUCCAACGACCGAGCAAAGGUUGAUCUACCGAGGGAAGCAGCUCCAGUGGGAACAGUCGCUGGCCGAGUGUUCCAUCCAGAACGAUGCGGGGCUUCAGUUGGUCGGGCGUAUGAGGAGUACUGAGUAUCCUCGAACUUGGCAGGUAAUCAACGAUUUGGUUUCUUCUAUUUGUCGCCUGUGUCAAGGUGAUUCAAUCCGUUCCUCUCAAAACGUUAAAUCCCGCGUGAAUGAGUUCUUGUGUAUUACUCCGAGGGACGGCAGUGAGCUUACUUCGGGACAUCUUCAGAUAUUUAGGUCUUCCGGUGCCCCAACAGCUCUUGUCAUGCUCUUCCUUUCGCCCCUCAAAGGAAACAAGGAAUACGCGGAAGAGUCUAUUCGGCUCUUUCUUACUCCCAAUAUUGAGUUCUUACCAAAAUCUAUACAGUCCCGCUGCGCUCCCAUAGUGUUGGAAUUCUGCAAAUUGCUUAGUAAUACCGCCCGUGAUGAUCCGCUAUAUGUAUCAUGUCGAAAUACUCUAGCUUUUUUAUUGGAAAAUAUUGGAGUUGUGCAUGGGUCCGAGUACUUUGAUCACACGGAGGCAUCGGCUGUAAUCCGAGACUUCUCCCCCUUUGUAAAUGAGCUGGCGAAUAAGUUGUCAAUGGGUUUACAGUCAAGUAUCAACUCAUCCCCGUCCAUCGGGAUGUCUGUAAAUGAUGUCCGUGAAUUUUGUGCUUUCUUACUACCCUUGCGGAGAGCAAUUGAGGACCAGAUCAGUGAAGAGGAUUCCAUUCUUAAGCGUUUGGACGAGAUUGAAUUAUUGCAUGUUAAUUUCACUGAUUUGCUUGGGAAAAUUGAUCAAUGCCUCGAAAAAGUGGGAGGGUUUUUGGUUUCUAAUGGAACAGGGGAAAGUGAAAGCUGUAGACCUGUGUGGUCAACUUAUCUUGCUAUUCUUAAGGAACUGAACAGCAUUUCUAAACUUUAUCCCGGCGCUGAAGAAAAACUUUUCUCUGUCAUGAGGUCAAGGCGGUUUUCUUUGAAUGCUCUUAUUAGGUUUUCCAAGCGAAGUGAUGAGAAUUUUUGGCUUCUUAAGCAUAAGGAUGUGACUGAUUUUGAAUCUAGGAGGCAUUUGGUAAUGAUGUUGCUUCCUGAUAUAAAAGAUGAGUAUGAAGAGCUACAUGAGAUGCUUAUUGAUAGGUCACAGUUAUUGGCAGAAUCAUUUGAGUACAUAACUCAAGCAGAUGCUGAAGCAUUGCAUGGUGGCCUUUUCAUGGAGUUUAAAAAUGAGGAAGCCACAGGUCCUGGUGUCUUGCGGGAAUGGUUUUGCUUGGUUUGCCAAGAAUUAUUUAAUCCAAAAAAUGCCCUUUUUCUAGCAUGUCCAAAUGAUCGACGAAGGUUCUUUCCUAAUCCUGCAUCUAAUGUGGAUCCUAUGCAUCUUGAUUAUUUUAGCUUCUGUGGUCGGGUGAUUGCAUUAGCUUUGAUGCAUAAAGUGCAGGUAGGUGUUGUAUUUGAUCGUGUUUUUUUCUUGCAAUUAGCUGGGAAAUUUGUUUCUUUGGAAGAUGUGCGGGAUGCAGAUCCAUGCUUGUAUAGGAGCUGCAAAAAGAUUUUGGAGAUGGAUGCUGAUCUUUUGGAUUCAGAUGCUCUGGGGUUGACAUUUGUCAGUGAAGUUGAAGAGUUAGGUUCCAGGAGAGUGGUGGAGCUUUGUCCUGGAGGGAAGGGAAUUGUUGUGAAUAGCAGCAAUAGAGAGGAAUAUGUGUACCUUCUCAUUCAGCACCGUUUUGUCACAUCUAUCUCUGAACAAGUAGCUAAUUUUUCUCGAGGGUUUGCUGAUAUUCUUUCUCAUUCAAGUCUUCAAAAGUUAUUUUUCCAAAGUUUGGAGCUUGAAGAUCUUGAUCAGAUGCUGCAUGGAAGUGAGAAAGCCAUUUGUGUAAAGGACUGGAAAGCACAUACGGAAUACAAUGGUUAUAAGGAAACAGAACAUCAAAUCUGCUGGUUUUGGAAGGUUGUUGAGGAAAUGUCCGCAGAUCAGUUAAGGAUUCUUCUCUUCUUCUGGACCUCAUUGAAGUACCUUCCAGUAGAGGGCUUUGGUGGCUUGUCUUCUCGUCUCUACAUCUUUAAGACAUCAGAUUCUGAUGAUCGACUACCCUCAUCACACACAUGCUUUUAUCGGUUGUAUCUUCCUCCUUGUCCAUCUCUAGCAGUUAUGCAGGAUCGGCUUCGUAUCAUUACCCAGGAACAUGUUAGCUACAGCUUUGGUAUUUGGGCAUGCAAGAGGGUUCUACGUUUAUCUCUAGUGUUUUCUUUAAAGGUUGCAUUCUGAGUUCUCCCUUUGACAGUCGAAAGACGUAGUGAGCUUUUGUAUUAA
Molecule: messenger RNA, 3037 nt
Organism: Nelumbo nucifera (sacred lotus)
Lineage: Eukaryota; Viridiplantae; Streptophyta; Magnoliopsida; Proteales; Nelumbonaceae
Product: E3 ubiquitin-protein ligase UPL5-like
Biological process (GO): protein polyubiquitination; ubiquitin-dependent protein catabolic process
Cellular component (GO): cytoplasm
Molecular function (GO): protein binding; ubiquitin protein ligase activity
Source: RefSeq, a predicted model, not a curated record